AUGGAACAGCAACUGAAAUCUAGUAAUGAUCGAUCAAGCGAUACUAACAAUGCCAUUCUUCCCCUCCCCCUUGAAUUAUUAUACGACAUACUGGACUGCCUAUCACUUGAGGACACAAUCUCGUUCGCGUUCAGCAGAUGGGACUUUUUACUUGCUUCGCUCGAUUUUCUCAAGCACAAAGUGGGCCCCACGCUUCGACAUCUGAAUUUCCUUGCUGUGCUGUUCAACGAAAGUCGGUGGCCAAGGUCUUGGCUAUACAAGAUUGUUCAAAGCUCGCUACAGUGUGAGCAACCAAUACUAAGAGAUAUUUGUAUAUUGACUGGCAUCUUCGAAGAUAUUGACUGUCCGGAGAGAAUCAUGCGGUACAUUAUCUCUACAUGUGCCGAGUCUAACUGGCCAAUCUCACAUAGCUGUGUUCUUCGAGGGUUCAAAGGAAUCGGUGGCUUGUAUCUACAGCGAAGCCCACAUGCUAUUUUUGAUACGGACAAAUUAGGCAUGAGCAUUUUACAUGUUUCCAUCCUAAGUCGGGCUCCGCAAGUAUUCAACGUUGUCCAUCGGAUUUUGAAAGCAACUCCCGAGCCAGAGCAAGUUGACUUUGUCAAUAAGCUUGACUGUAUGGCCCACUCGGCGUUGACAUAUGCGAUAUCUACCUGUUCCGUGGAUAUGCUUGAUGCACUGAUCCUUGUUGGGGCAAAUAUCAAUCGCAGAGAUCGGUUCGGCUUCACGCCACUCAUUGAAGCAGGGUACUUUGGAUAUAGAGAAAUAAUCGACUGCUUGAUUAGACAUGGUGCGGUCUUUACUGCCCGGGAUGGCGUUGGCCAUUCUAUCUUGGAACAUAUCAUGAACGGUAAAGCUGAGAUGAAGCAACAGCUCCUGGAACAUAUCAGUCCAUUUGCUAGUCAAGAACAGCUAGACAGCGCCCUAAGAUAUGACUUUGAGAAUACGAACGGGCAUACGGCGACCCUGGUAAAGCUUGGCGCAAAUCCUGAAAAUGUGGGUCUAUCGGCUGGUGACAUUCAAUCCAACUCAUCGUCAUCGAAGGCUCUUGAAUCUGAUAUACCUGGAUGA
Penicillium waksmanii is the source of this 1068-nucleotide messenger RNA. RefSeq names its product ankyrin repeat domain-containing protein. Gene Ontology annotation, molecular function: protein binding. Lineage: Eukaryota; Fungi; Ascomycota; Eurotiomycetes; Eurotiales; Aspergillaceae. The record is from RefSeq and is a predicted model, not a curated record. Bases 1 to 1068 code for a protein of 355 amino acids. The transcript has a single exon.